CAUACACAAAUUUGUCUGUUGUACUCUCAAAACAAAACCAAAGAUGGAAAGGACGAGUUGCUGCUCGAGAACCUGCUCAAGAACAAGUUCAUCUGACUUGAAGAAGGAACCAGCUGCUACUCCGAAGAAAGUAGAGAAUGUGAAGCCACAAGCUGUCCAUAAGAUGGAAGCUUCCCCAAUUGUCCAUGGCACAGGCCUGCAGAAUGCUCCAAAGACUGAAGAGAAAGAAACCGUGACUCUUAAGAAAGAAACUGUUAAGGUUUAUGUUGGGGGCGGUAGAGGUAGUAUUGAGAGGUGAAACCAGGACUAUGAGUGGGUUUUGAGGGGAACAGGAUGUUUGCUAAUGCUUCUAGUUACUUAUGUUGUGUCUGUUUAUUUCGUCACGUUGUUGCCUUGCUUGCAACUAGAGAUGUGUCAUAAGUCAAGAGUUUCUUUUAUUACAUGUCUGAUUAAGGUUUUGUUUAAGUUGACAACAAGAGUAUGUAAACAUCUCCCUCAAAUAAUCUUUUGAAUCGUAU
Rubroshorea leprosula is the source of this 518-nucleotide messenger RNA. Lineage: Eukaryota; Viridiplantae; Streptophyta; Magnoliopsida; Malvales; Dipterocarpaceae. The record is from the annotation of a GenBank genome assembly.